AUGCCUGGUCUCCCCGAAUUUUGGCGAUCAUAUGCGCAGUUCGCGACCGCUCUGUGGCGUAUGUUCCCCCAACAGAAGCUCCCGAAGCUUGUGACGACUUUGGACGAGGAUGUGGAGAUGGCGGGCUUCCUGCCGCUGAAAAAGUUCGUUCCGAGUGAGGUUGUCGGAGCAACUACCGCUUCCAAAGACGUACCCGUUGAUGAUCGUAAUGGCGGACCUGCGAAGGUGAAGACGUUGCAGCCAGAGCAAGUGCAUCCAAACGAGGAGCAACUCAUGAGGAUCGCGGAUCUCCUUGCAGACGCACAAGCUCUCGCUAGGGACGAGCUUCUUGGUCGAAGGAACGUACUAUCUGCCCGCUGCAGAUCGACGACCCGCUCAGAAGAUCCGCCCGCCUCCGACGUCCCGCUCAAAGAACCUCCUCAGUUCCUACCGCAUCUGACAUACGAGCCCCGCAGUAUGGAUCGGGAUGAGGAUAACAUGACAGAUAUCACUCGCACGGAGGAUGAUCCUGUCGAUGCCGCUUUCCGCAAGGCGUUAGGUCCCCCAACUGAGGCCGGAGAUGAUGAUGAAGAGGAUGAGAUCGUGUGGGAACCCCGCGCGGCUCCCGUUCCUCCACCUAUCUCUCGGGAUCCGGUUGUUGUCUCCGCGCCGAAGAGUGUGCCGCCACCUGCGAUCUCACCCCCUAGGCCCCACGUCUCUAGCCCGGUUGCGCCCGCUCUAAGCCCGCGCAGUCCGCCUUCCCGGUCUCCCAACUUCGUCCCGAAGCGCAGUGUGGACCUCACGCCGCCUUCGGGGCUCCCGCCCAGUGCGUCGUCGCCUCCUGCCCACAUGCUGUUCGGCUCAAACCCUCUUGGCGGCGGUCCGUCGAUAUGGUCCUCGAGCGAGAGCGACGGGCUCGGCUUCCAGGGCGCCGCGGGCACCACAAGUGGCCCCUCGUAUCCGUCGUACCAGCUGCAGAGCCAGUCGCAGAUCGCGCACGUGCAGUCACCCGCGUACCCCCUGCAAUCCGCGCUCAGUCUCGGACACGGGUCUGUGCCUCUCGGAACGAGUCGCUCCUACAACGGGUUGCCGCCGGUCGGGCACAGCCAUCAACGCGUCCAGUCGCUGUCGUUGGGGCGCUCUCCAAUGUUUCCGUUGAGCCAGGGCCAGGAGUUGUACUCGUCCAGCCAGAGUCAGAACCAAAGCCAAAGUCAAAGCCAGAGCCAGCCGCUGCCGGACGGGUUCGGCUCGUACCCUGCGCUCACUGAGCACUCAGCCGUCGCGUACAGCACCGGCGUACCUGCUGCGUACGCCGACCCUGUGUAUUCCCGCAAGAUGGACGUCGGCUUCCUUCACCAAGGGACUAUGGGAUACGCCGAUCGCUCCCUCCCUUACCACGUCGACGCGAGGACGAACGGUACCCAGCCCGGGCCGUACCCCGCGCUGUCUUCGAUGGCCCAGCUGUGGAAUAAUGGCGGCUGGACAGCGUCGAUGCCGUGCAUCGGAAUCAUACUCCUAGACUAUCUCUCCGCGAACGACUGCAGCACCUACUGCGUCGCGUGA
Molecule: messenger RNA, 1542 nt
Organism: Trametes versicolor FP-101664 SS1
Lineage: Eukaryota; Fungi; Basidiomycota; Agaricomycetes; Polyporales; Polyporaceae
Exons: 4
Coding region: 1-1542 (513 amino acids)
Source: RefSeq, a predicted model, not a curated record